UACUGUAGCCAGCUGGACACACACACACACACACACACACACACACACACACACUCACACACACACACACAUCACCACCACCAUCCACAGACUAUAACUAGCCCGAAAAAAUACCGAUGUAAGCUGCCUGCCCUUCAAUCCUUCGUGGAUUCCCCCGCGUCGCUGUGUGUUAGAGACACCGGAACAAAAGUUGUGAUGAAUAAAGAGAUAAUGUCACGUGUGGUGAAGAAGAGGCUGGCAGACCCUAAGGUGGUCCAGUAUGUGUGGGCCGCCAUUGAGGUUAUUCGCAACCAGAAACAAAUUGCAAACAUGGACAGGAUCUCCAAGUACCUGAGCCGUGUGUUUAGCAUGCACCCUAAAGAGACCGCCAGACAGCUGAGCUUGGCCGUGAAGGACGGCCUGGUGGUGGAGACCCUGACUGUGGGCUGCAAGGGCUCCAAGGCCGGCAUCGAGCAGGAGGGAUACUGGCUGCCUGGGGAAGAGAUGGAUCCGAAAGCCGAAGGAAGCAAGGAGUGGGAGGCGGAGAGUCACGACUGGUACUGCUUCGAGUGUCACCUACCGGGCGACGUCCUCACGUGUGACAACUGCUUCCGGGUUUACCACCUCAAGUGUCUGACGGAGGAUUUCAAGCCCAGAGACGGAGGAUCCCACUGGCAGUGUGUGGUCUGCAGGGGAAGUAAAAAGAAGAACCUGAACAAACAGGAGAUGAGUAAAUAUCUGCGCUUCAUCGUGCAGCGCAUGAAGGAGAGGGCAGUGGACCUGAACAAGAAAGGCAAAGACACUAAACACCCCAUGUACAAACGUCUGAUCCACACUGCGCUGGACGUCUCCAACAUCCAGGAGAAUCUGUCUGAAGGAAAAUAUAAAAGCUUCGAGGAGUUCAAAGCAGACGCUCAGCUCAUUGUUCACAACACGGCCAUCUUAUAUGGAGUUCAAAGCGACCAGGCGGAGAUCGCACGGUUGCUCUUCAGCGACACAGUCCAUGAGUUGAACGAGUUGCUGUUGUGUAAGAACUGUUUCUACCUGUCCAACGCCCGGCCAGACAACUGGUUCUGUUACCCGUGUAGCCCGAGCCACGACCUGGUGUGGGCCAAGAUGAAAGGUUUCGGUUACUGGCCGGCCAAAGUCCUUCAGAGGGACGACAACCAGGUGGACGUGCGCUUCUUUGGACACCAGCACCAGAGAGCGUGGAUCCCCGCAGACAACAUCCAGGACAUCAAGGUGAGCGUCCAGCAGCUGCAGGUGAAGCGCAGCAGCGGCUGGAAGAAGGCGUGCGAGGAGCUGGAGAUGUACCAGCGCUUCCUGAGGGAGGGCCGCUUCUGGAAAACAAAGAUGGAGGAGAGCAGCAUGCCACACCCGCACCACCUGCAGAACCAGCAGAGCCAGAGCCAGAGCCAGAGCCAGAGCCAGAGCCAGAGCCAGAGCCAGAGCCAGAGCCAGAGCCAGAGCCAGAGCCAGAGCCAGCGGCCGCAGCAGCAGCAGCAGCAGCAGCAGGAGGGCGGCGGCGGCGGGAGGACGGACAGGCUGGAGAGGACAGACGAAGCUGAGUCGAGCAUCUCCUCCACCAGCAACGAGCAGGUCCGACAUCUCAAAGGCAGCCAGGAGCCCAAGGCAAAGAAAAGCCGUCGAUCUCAAAUGGUGGAGCCCAAAGAAGAAGCCAGCCUGGUGCUUGAGUCGCAGGUAACGCAAAGUUGUCCUCCUCCUCCUCUCCCCAUCCACCAGGACCCGGAGCCAGAGAUGGAGGCGGUCAGCUCCAGCCAGGAGAUCCCGGUGUCCUCGGCGCCCCAGCAGCCCGAGAAGCUGUCGGUGUCCACGCAGACCAAGAAGGCCAACGGAGGGUCGCCCCGCACGCUGCACCGCGGCACCCAGACGAACAGCGACGGCGCCUGCCAGAACAUGUGCCACGAGAAAUACACCAAGGUGUUCAACGACGUGAAGGAGAUGAUGAAGGCCGACAACAAGCGGGAGACGGAGAGGGUCGUCAGGGAGGCUCUGGAGAAGCUCCGUGCAGAGAUGGAGGAGGAGAAGCGGCAGGCGGUGAGUAAGGCGGUGACCGGAGCUCAGGCGGAGAUGGAGAGGAAGUGUAAGCAGGUGAAGGAGAAGUGUAAAGAGGAGCUGGUGGAGGAGGUGAAGAAGCUGGUGGCCCAACACAAACAGCUCAUCUCCCAGACCAAGAAGAAGCAGUGGUGUUAUAACUGCGAGGAGGAGGCCAUGUACCACUGCUGCUGGAACACCUCGUACUGCUCCAUCAAGUGUCAGCAGGAGCACUGGCACGCCGACCACAAACGAACCUGCCGCAGGAAGAGAUGAACAAGCCCCGCCCCUUCUUACCGUUACACAGCACGCAGUCGGCCCUCGCCCACUCCUCCUCCUCCUCCUGUCAGUCAGUGUCUACAACACACACACACACACACAAACACACACUUGUCCCUCCGGCUUCUCAACUUGCCUUCCUGAACACUUUGUGGACUCGAUGUUUUCUGCGUGGAAAAAGAGCAACUUGUUCCCUUUUUUUUGUUUGUUUUUAUUUCUAUUUAAUGUAACCAUGUUUUUGAAUUUUCUUUCUAUAUUUUUAAUUUUUUGGGGGUCUCUGAAUCGUGAACAGAUUGCUCGAGGGGGCGUGGCUCCGAUGGUGUGAUUAUUAUUAUUUUUUCUCUUUACUGACGUGCUAACUUUGAGCUCGUGUCAGAGGAUGUGUUAUUUAAGUGUUUAGUAACCGAUGAGCGUUUUAUUACCUGAAUUUUUAGAAAAUCCCUUUUCUUACUGUAAAUGCAACAAAAAACACUUGGGGUCGAUCUUUCAGGUCGACCACGACGACACAACACAAACGUACCGCUGCAGCAUUCAACUGGCUCCACUUUCAUAGAGAAUGAACAAAAAGACAAAAAAAACUCACACGCGUUCAUUUAUUGUUUUGGAUGCUGGACGGCACCUUUUAGCAUUUCUACCUAAAAGUCACUUAUUGGGAACAGGGUCACGAGGUCGGCCGUAAAAAAACGACGACUAAACAAAUCUUCCAUUUGAUAUCAUUAUUAUUAUUAUUAGAGUGAACAUUAUGCACAUUUUUUGGGGUCUUUUCCUUCGAAUAGUCGGUGAUGGGUUUUUUUUACGAGUCGAAUAUAAAUGAACUUUUAAUUAAUUUGUUCUUAAUUAGAGAAAUGUACCGCAAUCCUGACUGAGCUGGACCUGAGAGCGGUCCCACCACUUGACCGUUUUUUUUUGCACAUUUCAUUUUUCUAAAAACCAGAAUGCUCGUAAAAUUGCCAAAAAAUAAACAAACUAUAAUUAGAGACUGUAUGUAGGAAGUGGGCGUGGCCUUUAUGACAUCAUCGUCCUCAAUCCGCUUGAUGGCUAACUUUUUAUAGCCUCAUGCUCUCGUGUUUUUUUAAGCCCAAAGUGACCAUGUUUGGAAGAGUGGUCAAUCGCCCACUGCGUCAGUUUAUCUGUGAUUGUUUUCAUCAUUUACUAAGUAAUCGUCUCGCACCAUAGAAGAAGACUUGAACUCGAGGUCAAGACCAGAAAACUCAUUUUGAAAAUGUUCACUUCAGUACAAUCAGACUUCUUUUCGGUGGAGGCCGGUUUAAGGCACUUGCUCAUCAUGCACGUCCAUCUCUUACCUACAGUCUCUGAUUCUACCCGAGAAGAUCUGGUGAGUCCUCCCUCCUUCAUCAGCCUCCUUAAGCUUAAAAAAAUACGAUUCUCCGAGCGUCGUCAGUGUCAUUUUUUAUAGUGUUGUACACUCAAAAAUCUUUCUUUUUUUUAAAUCCUGAAGUGAUGGCUUUGAGACUCUUUCACUGCUUUUGCUGUAGUCGGUGGUCAGUGCCUGUUUUUUUCCCUUCUUCUUCUCGUCCUCGCCCUCCCCGUGAGGCUCCGUGCAUGUCUAUAGAUUCACACUUUGUCUUUUCUCCAAUCAUUACGGUAAAAACACAAACACAAGAAAAGAGGAGCCCAGAAUCUCGCUGGUGUCCGACAAACAGUGACGACGGAUGGACCAAUAUAAAAACAUUAUGCAAAAUGUGAAUGAUCAAAUCUUUUCUAGAGUUCUCCUCUGCGCUGGAUGUCGAGUGUGUGUCGUGUAUAAAUACGGUGCGUGGAAUUCUUUGUGUGUUUUUUCAAACGGGCGAUAAAAUUGCCCGUUUUUUUUUUUUUUGUUCUGGGAAGUGUGACUCUUUUAAACUUUGACUGUUUCCUCAGUUAUGAAGACUGAACUGAACGGAGGAAAACGAUCCAGUUGUUUUGUAUAGACGCAUCACUUUUUUUUUACACACACGUUGCCGUUCAUCAGUUUGUGUUUCUGUGAACAUGUGACGAAUAAAAUACCGUAAAUUCUCUAAUAGUGAGGCAGAACUUUUUUUUUUUUUCUUUUUUAAAGGCAAAUAUGGGGCUUUUUUUAAUGCCUUUAUUUGGAGAUGGAACAUCGGAUAGAGUCAGAAAUCAGGGAGAAAGAGAGAGAACCCUGGCCGCCCGUCUGGAGGACUACAGCCUCAGUACAUGGGGCGCACACUUACUUCUAGGCUGCUGGCGCCCCAGUGGGCAGAACUUUUAUUCACUUUGAGUAAAGAGAGAACCGGGCAUCUUAUCCUACUGGUCAAACAAAUGUUCUGUUGUUCUGAUUGGCUGUGAAUGAAAACUUAAAAAACCUUCUCUAACUGAUUAAUUCUUCAUAUCUACUUAACUAUAAUGACUCUUAAAAGGUUUUUAUAUCGCCGUCUAUCUAACAGACAUUUAGAAGCCAAAUAAACACGACGACCACAUCCCAAAAUAAAAACGUUCUUUAUAUAAAUGUAUCUCUUAUAGUGAAUACUGACUGAGUCUGGUGUUUAAUACAGUUAAUACUCAUUUUCAUAUUGCUUAUAUACUUUACUUUUCUUCAUUAGCUAAUCUUUUUUAAUGUAUUCAUCAUGUUGUGGCUUAAAGGAGCAGUAUGUAACUCUGGCACCUGGUGUUUAAAAUGGGUACUGCAGUCCAAAUUCUAAACAUCAUAGAGAGCUGUCUCCCCCCUCCCCCUCCUCUUUAGAGUCGAUGCUCACACAGGUCACCAUGUGGUGGACUCUGAAGCUUCAGUGUUUAUCCAGCUCUGCAUGGGUCUGUAAACCUUUCUGUGUUCUAACCUCUCUCCAUUUUUCAAAAGCAUCUCCAAUAUUGAUCCUAGUUUGAGCACGUUUCUGCUCGUGGAGCUUAUUAGAAACAUGCAGAGGCUUUUUAGGUCGGGUACAAUCACUUCUAUCUGAACCACUUCUCUUGCCCGCUUCCAUCGCUGCAACACCUGUUGGUUUGACCUGACCUUAAAUUAUUGUUUUUUUUUUUACAAAAUAGCUACCUAGUAGUUAUUUUUCCCGGUCAAACCGCUAAAUGAUUCGAUUGAUCAACACCUUCAUUUAUUGGCUUAAGUAGCUGUACGUUUGAAAAGGAUCACAGAACUCGCUCAGUAGUGCUUUUAAGAGUUGAAGUGUGAUGUUUAAAAACCGUUUUAUCACAAGACAAACGUAGAGGAUGUGUUGAGUUUCAUUAACAGAAAUCCAAAGCUGAAGUUUUUGAUUUCAAUGCUUUUUUACCCAUAUAAAAAAUCCAAAGAAGACAACGUUAAAGUGUCUCUAAAUACUUUCCGACUUCUUGUCUGUGCCUCAAAGGCCCCUCUUUCCUUCUGAUGUUGUAAAUAUUUCAAAGCAAAGAAAGAAAGCUUUUUAAAAAGAAAUAUCCUAAAGAUCGAUUUAGUUUGAUCUGCAAACAAGACUCAAAAUGUGAGUUUUUUUCUUGGACUGUUUUCCGCCCCCCGUUGAGUCCAAAACAAGCGGCAAACUUCUGUGUUGAAAAAUGAAUCUGAUGCGGAAGUGCAAAAUCCUGCAGUUCAUCUAGUGUCCACUAGAGGCUGGCGUCAGGAACACCAGAAGUCACAUACACACCCAUUCAAAAAAAAACGUUUUUACAGCAUAAAUUAACAUGUUUACAGCCUGGUUCAAAAAACCUAAUGGGUCUGAUAAGUUAUCGUCCUCAUGAUCACACAUCCGUUUAGAUUUAGAUGAUGCGUGCUUUACAUAAUUAGGCGCUUAGCUGACAUGAUUGACAGGUGGGCGCGAUGUAACGGUUCAUCAAGAGUCUUAAAACCCGCCUCAGCUCCAGCUCUCAGCCUGUCGUUAGGUUGACUGAAAGUUAGGCUGAGACAGGAUUUCCAACAUGGCGGCUGCUACUGACGAGCCUGCAGAGCGCCCCCUGCAGGAACAGAUGGCUGACGUCACUCAGACUUCAUUUAUAAUAUUUACAGUCGAUGGUUCUAAUCUGUAGUUCCAGGAGAUAAAUUCACAGCUGUUUUUGAUUGGGAUGUAUUGUCGUCAAGGAGUCCUCCUAUUAGAGAAUUUACGGUAACUUUUACUUCCAGACUUGAUGUGUUCAGCCUCUCGUCUCUGGACUCUUUCUCUUCUUCCUUUUUGGACUCGUUUAAGUGUAUCACUUUAAUACAGAACAUGUUCUUGUACAGUUCAGCUUCCUGUCUCUGCUUUCUGCUCACUCUUAACGUCUGAUUUCUAGGGGAAAAAAAGUUCUCUUCGGUCGAACACCAACGUCUCCUUUCCUUCUUCUUCUUCUUCAUCACCAUUGCACUACAUGUAAAUAAAAAAAAUAAUGCCAUGUGUCCAUAUCUCCUCCCCCUCAUAUUGUAUGUACAUUGUAAAUGAACUCGCCGAUAUCUCCGCUGCUUCAUGUUUCCUGUGCUCACAGCGAUCCCCGACGACUGUUCUAGUUCUAGUUUUGUACAAUGUACAACCGUUAUUAUUAUCAUAUCAGCUGCGGCUUCCGUUGCCACGACGACACUCUGAGGUUUGUGUCAUUUCAGCGUGUUUGUUUUUGUUGUUUUUUUCACAGUGAUCACUCGAGUGAGAGCUACGCUGCACAUUUCAGUGUGUCCGAGGAAUUUCAGCGUGAUGACGUCAUGCUCUCGUGUAAACUUCCUUUUUUUGUCUGACUGGUUUUAUAUUCGUCCAUCCCGCCGUUAAACUUUCAGGAGGAGUUUCUUCUUUUUUUUUUAUCCGUAUGUGGAAGAACUUUUUGAUGUCAUUCCAGUUUGUAUCUGGUUUUUAACUGCAUGAGUAACAGGUGUGCGUACCUCCAGCUCCCGUUUCCUUUUUUCCUGUUUUUACUCCCGCUCAUGUUAGAAAAAGAAAAGACGAAGCUGCACUCCCUCAGAGUGAUGCAAUAUGACAAUGAUGCUUUUUUUUUUUUUUUUUUUUUCUUUUCUGGACCUUGAGUUGAAGCUGUUUGCAGUAUAUCAUCGGUCAGAUUGUCGCCUUCUACCAGAGUUGUUUGAGUACAAGCAGGAUUAACAGCAAGCACUCUGAGCUUGUUGUGAACCUCUACCUGUCAUCUUCUCUCCUGUCCAUAUGUAAACUAUUCAUCGUGGCUUAACAUUUUCUAUGCUCCUGACUUCUUUCUUUUUUUUUCUUUUUUUUGAUGCUUUAGCUAGCAAUAUGUACAUAAAUAUAUUCUAUGUGCUAACAUGGAGGAAAUAAAUGUAUCAACAAGU
Molecule: messenger RNA, 7516 nt
Organism: Labrus mixtus (cuckoo wrasse)
Lineage: Eukaryota; Metazoa; Chordata; Actinopteri; Labriformes; Labridae
Gene: zmynd11
Product: zinc finger, MYND-type containing 11
Exons: 16
Coding region: 196-2310 (704 amino acids)
Biological process (GO): regulation of transcription elongation by RNA polymerase II
Molecular function (GO): transcription corepressor activity; protein binding; DNA binding
Source: RefSeq, a predicted model, not a curated record